AAAACCCUCAUUACUUUAUGUUCUUCUUCUUCUUCUUCUCUUUCGCAUCUCUGUCUCCGUUUUCUCUCCAGCAGCAGCCGAAAGGUCUUUGCACAAAAAUUUCGUUCUUCACCUCACCACCUCCGACUCGCCAUACUAGUCCACACUCACACCCACUCUUAGGUCGACGCCAUUCUCACUUUCUCAGCCUCAGGAAAUGGUUAUACCACCACCAACUAGGCCACCUAGUUUGACAAAGUAUCUCAAGCCAUAUGUCUUGAAGAUGCACUUCACGAACAAGUUCGUGACUGCCCAAGUUAUUCAUACACCAACUGCCACUGUAGCCUCUUCUGCUAGUUCUCAAGAAAAGGCAUUGAGAGGAGUAAUGGAUUCUACUCGCGAUGUGGCUGCUGCUGCAAAGAUUGGCAAGUUAUUGGCUGAGAGACUGUUGCUCAAGAAUAUCCCCGCAGUUGCUGUCCACUUGAAAAGAGAACAAAAAUAUCAUGGUAAGGUUAAAGCUGUGGUAGAUUCCGUGAAGGAUGCAGGAGUAAAGCUGCUCUAAACACGACAAGGGUCAAGAAAAUGAAAAGGGAAAUUUAUUGAAUCUGACUCUUUUUGUGUGGAAAAAUCACUUUGGCCAGAUGUUGUGGGGAAUGUAGGUGUGUUUGAUGAAAAUAAUUGUUGUGAUUGCUCUAUGGUGUUCGUGUUUGAUGAAAGAUUUUAAUCUACAACCCCUUUAAGAAUUAAGAUUGAAUGAAAAUAUGCUAACGAACAAAGUGGAAAAUGGAAAUUAGUGUCAUUUUUUUCAUUGGCAAAUGAAAAUCAAUUUGAUGUAAUUUUAUCAUACUCGAGCAAAAUACUGUAUAGAUGCCCUCAACUCUUUGAAAGUUCGAGGUUUAUAUGAUAUUUAGAUAUUUCUCGAUGUCCAAGUUGAAAAAUAUAGGGUAUUUCAUUCAUUAUCACGUCGGACAUGCUAAUUACACACACACAAAAAAUAUUCGUUAAAAAAGUUAUAUUAUAUCUAAUCAUAAAAUUUGUCAAAUUCGAUUAGAUUCCACAAUCAGAUCAGCGACGGUAAUGUACAAGAAAUCUGAGGAAAAACGGGGCUAUGGCAGUUGCUAAAGUUUCUAUUAUCUUAUGGUUGCCACAUAGUUUAUAAUAAUUUUUCAAAUGGUAAUGGGGUCUUGCAUUGGUGUGACUAGUGUCAUUGUACAUAUUAAUCCAACUAAAUUCGGUGUGGGAGCAGCCUCGGGCUGAGUCCUUGAAUCAAGUCACGGUUGGAGUAGAACUCUCUUGAUCAACUUAGAAUACAUAAGUGAACUUUUAUGUACUUUCUUUAUGCUGAUAUGUUAAAGUGGAUUUUUUGUAUUAAUUUUUUUCUUAAGAUUUUUAAAAGAUUUUCACAAGUAACCACACUUAAUAAAUAAAUUAUUCAAAAGAGCAAAUUUUAACUUUUGAUUGUUGAAAAAUUAAUAAUAUAAAUUGUUGAAUGCUUCUUCCAAUCUUUAUCUUGUUUUUGGGAAUUUAGUUUCUUCCACUGCUCUUAACAUGGGAGAUGUCGUCGGCCUCUGGCUAGCCUGGCCGAGAGGAGAUGAUCAAUGAUGGUGUUUAAGUUGGCAGGGCUUCUCUCAAGCGGUGACGAAGCCUCUCUCUUCUUUGGUGGAGGUUGGCUUUUCCCAACACAUUCUCGGCCCCGUCGUCGCGUCGGACAUGGAAGGCAGCGUAGGAAUAGACGUUGUAGCUCCUGGGCUUCAUGGAUUCAAACUAGUUAGAGCAAAUCCGACGUCUUUUGGCUUCUUCCUAUGGCGUUUACGUAGUCUUGGGAUCUCUCGGGGUUCGGAUCUGGGGUUAGGAGGUUCAUGGUGAAAGAGCGGCCUUCUAGUAGUGCGCUGUUGGGGUUUCGACCAGAGUUUGUGGCAACUUAUUUUCUGUUGCUGAGAUAUUUCCUUGUUUGUGUUUUGUUUGCCUUACUAUUUAUAUUGUUUCGUUCAUGGUUUCAGAUCUAAUAUUUUGAUUCAUCCUUGUGGUGGAUUCCGUUGGGUUUGAUCAUUUGUUUGAGUAGCCUUUAGGGCUGUUUGUCUGAGUAGCUUUUAGGGCUGUUUGUGGGUGUUGUUGUCACCUGCUUGUGAGUGCUAUUGUCACUCUUAAUCCUUUAAGGGUCAUUUGUUAUGUGCAAUUAUUAUGGUAGAUUGUCAAAGUUCUUGCUAUGAGAAAUUAAGGUUCUUUUCCACUGUUAA
Molecule: messenger RNA, 2216 nt
Organism: Humulus lupulus (European hop)
Lineage: Eukaryota; Viridiplantae; Streptophyta; Magnoliopsida; Rosales; Cannabaceae
Exons: 2
Coding region: 197-541 (114 amino acids)
Biological process (GO): translation
Cellular component (GO): ribosome
Molecular function (GO): structural constituent of ribosome; 5S rRNA binding
Source: RefSeq, a predicted model, not a curated record